Molecule: messenger RNA, 3014 nt
Organism: Drosophila ficusphila
Lineage: Eukaryota; Metazoa; Arthropoda; Insecta; Diptera; Drosophilidae
Gene: Wnt4
Product: protein Wnt-4
Exons: 4
Coding region: 1161-2762 (533 amino acids)
Biological process (GO): canonical Wnt signaling pathway; cell fate commitment; multicellular organism development
Cellular component (GO): extracellular region
Molecular function (GO): cytokine activity; frizzled binding
Source: RefSeq, a predicted model, not a curated record
GAUUCAGUCGAGUGCCGAACGAGCUGAUGGACGCACGUGUGGCGCGUUGGUUGCAAACUCAGAUCCCGAUUCAGAUUGAAAGAGGCAGUAUAGCCAGAGUCAGCCGAACGAACGAACAACUCCCGUCGAAAGCGAAACUCCCACGAAAAGUCCCACAAAAGGUGUGUGUUGUUGGGAAAGCGUGAAAAACUGUUCGCAUCCGGGGAGCAGCCCAAUACCACAACUAUUCGGUGGUUCGAAAAGUGUGUGAUAAGUUCUGUGAUCUGUUGGCUGUUCGCAUGGCAAGUGGCCGGCCGGCCGGCCCGAGGAAAAAUCCCUAAAUGCGUGGCGGCGCCUUUUCAUGUGCAGCGGAAAAACCUCAAAAUCGGGCUGCCCAGAUGGAUGGAUCGGCGGUAUAAAGAAGCACUGGCGACGGCGUCGCUGGCGGUCAGCAACAAACAUUGCAACUGCGGCAGCAACAGCAACACGGCAGCAGCAACAGCAACUUCCAAAACGGGUUUCACCGAUCGUCGGUGGGGAAAAUCAGCGCCUGGCGUAUCGCCUUUUGAUCUAGCGCUCUUCGAUCGGAGAGAUUCCGAUUUUUUUCCGAGGAAACCCAAAGGAAAAUACCAAUCGGAAAAACGCACAACGCUUGAGAAAAUAAAUCAUCUUCGGCCGUUGAAAUAACAAAAGAAAAACGUUUGAAGUGCCAAUGUGAAAAGUUUAAAGUUUAACCAGUCCACUAACGAGCAGGAAAAACAAAAAUGUAGUUGCCUGAGAAAAAAAAAAACAAGUGGAAAUCAAACGAAAAGUAUUAAGCAGUCCAAAAUAAGUUACACAAAAAACAAAACAAAAUUCAAGCAAUUAUCAACGUACAUAAUCUCAAAACCGAAAAACAAACGCAUCGAAUAGAAUAUUAAACAAUUUUUGAUACGGCAACAUAACAAUUUUAUAUUAUUCGAAAUCAUUUUGACAAGCAUACAAAUCGUAAAAAUAAUUAUAAUUAUAAAGUAAUAAAUAUAUUAUAAAGUAGAAACCUAGUAAAUAGUAAUUUAUUAACUAAAGUACUUACCACAAAACAUCCACAAUAUAUCACGCCAAAAAGUAGACUAUAGAAAACGCAUUUAGUAAAAUCAACAAUUCACCAACAACCGCUAAAAUAAACCAAUAAAACCAGUAAAAUGCCAUCGUCAACGGGAGUACUUGUGCUAAUGAUCCUCACCCACCUGAGUUUCGGCCAGGUGCGAAACGAGGAUCAGCUGAUGAUGGUUGGCCAGAAUGGCGAUCUCGAGAGCAGCAAUCCUGCAAUACCAAUUCACCACCAGCAACACCAACAACACCAACAGCACCAGAGUAACCACAAUCUGAACAACGGCAACAUCAACAGCACAAUACUGAACACCCUGAUGGGACAAAACGCUGGUCAGGUGGUGAAUAGCUCUCCUGGAGGAGGAUCCAUGGUCAACCAAUUGGGCAGCAGUACGUCGAGUGUUCCCUCUGUGAUUGGAGGAGCAGGAUCCGUUGGAAAUCCUUGGCAUUCGGGAGUGGGACUCGGAGUUCCCGUCAACGGAAUGGGUCUGCCACCCUCCCACGGCCACGGUGGCAAUAUGGGUUCCCAUCCACAUGGACAUGCCUUGGCAGGAUUGGCAAAGUUGGGAAUUAUAGUGCCCGGUAGUCAGGGAUUACCCGGAAAUUUGGGAUACGGCGGAACAAUGCUGAACGGAGGAGGAAUUGCCGGAGGAAUGGGCAUGGGAAUCGGCUCCAACUCUAAUAACAUGGAUAUGCAGCAAGGCCUUUACAACGAACACUUUAUCUCGGAGCACACGGUGAUGGCGGUGUUCACAUCCCAAGGACAAGUCGGAGGGCCCUGCAGAUAUAUGCCGGCCACGCGACGGCAGAACCACCAGUGUCGCAAGGAGACGGGGCUGCCGGGAACCCUCAGUGAAGCCCGUCGCCUGGCGACGACCCACUGCGAGGAGCAGUUCCGCUACGAUCGCUGGAACUGCUCGAUCGAGACGCGCGGCAAGCGGAACAUCUUCAAGAAGCUCUACAAGGAGACGGCCUUUGUCCACGCCCUUACCGCCGCCGCGAUGACUCACUCGAUAGCCAGGGCCUGUGCCGAGGGCAGGAUGACCAAGUGCAGCUGCGGCCCCAAGAAGCACAACAGGGAAGCGCAGGAUUUCCAGUGGGGUGGGUGCAACGACAACCUGAAGCACGGCAAGCGGGUGACGCGCAGCUUCCUGGAUUUGCGCGGCGGCGAUGGAGACGAGGUCAGCGAGAUAUUGCGACAUGACUCAGAGGUCGGCAUUGAGGCUGUCUCCUCGCAGAUGAUGGACAAGUGCAAGUGCCACGGCGUUUCCGGUUCCUGUUCGAUGAAGACCUGCUGGAAGAAAAUGGCCGACUUCAAUGCCACAGCAACCCUGCUGAGGCAGAAAUACAACGAGGCCAUCCGCAAAGCUCCCAAUCAACGAUCCAUGCGACAGGUUUCGUCGAGUCGCAUGAGAAAGCCAAAACAGCGACGCAAGAAAGUGAGUUAUAAACCCCAACAAUCGCAAUACACGACGCUGUACUAUCUGGAGACCUCGCCCUCCUACUGCGCGGUCACCAAGGAUCGCCAGUGCCUGCAUCCGGACAAUUGUGGGACGUUGUGCUGUGGGCGUGGCUACACCACGCAGGUGGUCAAGCAGGUGGAGAAGUGCCGGUGUCGGUUCAACAACGGGCGGUGCUGCCAGCUUAUCUGCGACUACUGCCAGCGGUUCGAGGACAAAUACUUUUGUAAAUAGACGGGCAGCCAUCUCUCGCCGUCUUUCAGCCCGUCUCCAUUACUUUCUUCCCCUCUCCGAAAGCUGUAGCUCUAUCCUUGUGCUCUUUAAAAAUGUAAUUUGUAAAGUUUUUUUCUACCUUUAUGGCUUGUAAUUUUUUUCCAUUCCUAACAAAUAUUAUUGAAAUGAUAAGCGAAAAGAACGAAAUGAUACGCAGAACGAUAGAAAACGCUCAGAAAGCUAAGGCUCAGCUAAAGGCCAAACUCACCCACU